CUUCAGGAAUCAAAACUACUUGUUGGAUAUCAGUCCUGUUCCUGUGCUGUCUCUCAGGGUCAACACUGGUUACCUGUGAGCAGCUUUACUUCUUUUGAGUGCAGAGUGGGCCUUCUGCUCCUGACCCAGCAGGAAGCUCAUUUCUGGGCAAAAAGAGCAUCAUUUCAUGAGCCUGCAGUGCUGGAAACUUGCUGCACCUCGUAUACACCAAGCUUUCUCUUGUGUGCUGUCUGAAUUUGAUGGCAAAGGCAGUGCUAUCUUAAUUUUAUUUUCCACUUGUAUGUGAAAAGUGUUGUUUUAGUAAGUGUAGAUGAUAAAAGGCAAAGCCCAGGAUUUUGGCAGUUGUUUCUGCAUUUUAUUUUCAGAGCUCCAUCUUGGUUCCACAUGCUCUCAGUGUUCUGGAAUUGCUAAGCUCUGCCCUGAUUUCCUCACUUCUUUCUGACUUAUCAGGAGUUGUUAGUGUUUCUCUUCUUUAUCUCGGCAGUUGGUUCAGCUGAAGUGUUUUUGCUCUCUGGUCUGUUGGGUUUUUUUAUUCUGUGGAACUUUCUGCCACUGUUCUGCAAAAGUAUUCAUUUGCUUUCUGUUGUUUGAAAUGUAUGUUCAGAAUGACAUCUUGUUUGAGGGCCUUUGCUUUGAAACACUCUGGGGUAGUGAAAAAGCUGAAUCGAUGUUUAACACUCCCCUUGUUAAAAUGGCAUUUAAAUUUUACAGCGCUUUUCACAGAACACUUCCAUAGGAUACAAAACUUUCUUCCAGAUUUGCAAGAGUGGUGCAUGUUUCAGGAUAACUUUUGAGUUAAAGAGGACUGGGGGUUCUUGAUUUUAAAACUUAUGGUAGGUUUAUUAAAAAGCUAAUAAGAACCUAAAUGUGCUGUUCAUGACAGUGGCAAUAAAAAGCCACAAUAGCAGGGAAACAAAUCCCAAAAUUCAUGAUGCCACUUGGAAAACUAGAAAAGUUUGUUCCUUUUUACUGUUUAUAAGAUGGAGAUGAGUGUAUUGGACCUGUGGUAUCAAAGCCUUUGGUGUGAUCACAAAAGGAAGCUUGUGCACCUGCACAAAAAGAGAAAGCCAAACAAACCUGACAUAAUGAAGCUCCAUGUAUAAUGCAAAUAGAUGACUUUCAUUUCACUGUCUUAGGGUGUCUUUUUCCUUUAAUGAUGGGAUUCACUGACAGUUUUUGCUUCUGCUUUUGAGCUUGCAGACUUGAGUGAUGAAAUAUUUAGGAUGAAAAUUUAGUUUGUGUUAUGCCUUACUUCCAGCUAGUUUUGAGUAUGGAGAAAUUGGAUACCGACUGGCAUGGAAACUGUUUUUCAACUUUGAAUUCUUCUAGGAAAAUGAGGUGGAGUGGGUUGGAUGAGUGCUGUGUGUGAAGUGGGUUCAGUUUGUGCUUGAAGGAGCUGGGCUAAGAGGACUGCCUGUUCUAGCUGCUGUUCCUGUGUCAUUUGAGACAUGGAAUUGGAGCGAGGCUGGCUGGGGCCGUGCUGCCAUGGCACGUCAGAGCUGCUGAAGUCACAGUUCGUGGAAAGCGCUUGGACACGCAGCUGUGCUGUGCUUCUCUUUGAGGCAUGUUCACUGCAGCCUGGGCAGGGAAAAUCGCCUCUAACCACCCAAAGCAAACAAGUCAGUGCUUCUGGCUUCCAUCCUGAGUCACUCCUUCAGUCCAAGGGUUUGAUCAGUUCUGUAGACUGCGAGUAGGCAAGGUGCUCUACCGGUUGGAGUAGCUAAUUAAGAUGAGGGUAUGAAUCAUAAAUGAGAAGUUGGCCUUCUGCUGAGGACAUCUCUGGAACACCCACGCUGCCAUCCUCUUUUUUUCUGUUUAUCCAGAGUGCUUUUUCUGGGGAGAAUCCUGUAGGCCACAAGUGCUGUGCAAUAUGGAGAUAGGCUGUGUUACUGUUGAAGGUACUCUUCCACUCAUCAAGAUGGAAAGCUCAGAUUCUAGUGACAAAGGAAGUAUUGAUCAAUCAGAAGCCCAACGGCAGAGCCAGCUGGAUCGGUUAGAUCGAGAAGAAGCUUUCUAUCAGUUUGUGAACAACCUGAGUGAAGAGGACUACAGGCUUAUGAGAGAUAACAAUUUGCUAGGAACACCAGGUGAAAUUACUGAAGAAGAGUUGCUGAGAAGGCUACACCAAGUUAAAGAAGGUCCGCCACAGCAAAACAGUGAUGAGAAUAGAGGUGCAGAGUCCGCAGAAGAUGUUUCAAAUGGAGAUUCUAUAAUAGACUGGCUUAAUUCAGUCCGACAGACUGGAAAUACAACACGAAGUGGGCAGCGAGGAAACCAGUCCUGGAGAGCAGUGAGCCGGACUAACCCAAAUAGCGGCGACUUCAGAUUCAGUUUGGAAAUAAAUGUCAACCGUAAUAAUGGGAACACGAAUCCAGAAACUGAGAAUGAGCCAUCUGUAGAGCCUUCCAAUGGGGAGGAUUUGGAAAACAGCCAAAGUGACUCUGAAAUUCCAAGGUCUGAAUCACCAUCUGUAAGGCAGCCUGGAUCAGAAAGGAGCAGUGCGGAGGAGCUGACAGCUGAGGAGGCUUCCCCUCCUAGAGGGCAGAGGAGAGCCAGGAGUAGGAGUCCAGAACAGCGGCGGACGCGGGCUAGGACUGAUAGAAGUAGGUCACCUAUUAAUGCAGUGAGUGAGGCCCCUCGCAGGUCUCAUCACAACACAUCAUCUCAAACACUCGACCACUCCUCAGCGAGCGAGGCUGAGGGCAGCUCUAGAACCAGGCAGCACGUGACGUUAAGGCAGCACACAGUGGGGACUGAGGUGCCAAGCGAAAACGCAGUUCUGUUUUCCCCCCCUGAAACCAGGCCUGCUCCUCAAGCAGCAGGUUCUUCAGAAACCACCAGCACCAGUGAGUCCACGGCUCCUGGGCAGAGGCCUCCCACCAUAGUGCUUGACCUGCAGGUGAGAAGAGUUCGCCCGGGCGAGUACCGGCAGAGGGACAGCAUAGCCAACAGGACCCGCUCGCGGUCCCAGACCCCCAACAACACGGUCACCUACGAGAGCGAGCGCGGAGGCUUCCGGCGCACCUUCUCCCGCUCCGAGCGCGCGGGGGUGAGAACUUACGUCAGCACCAUCAGGAUCCCCAUCCGCAGGAUCCUGAACACGGGCCUGAGCGAGACCACGUCCGUCGCCAUCCAGACCAUGCUGAGGCAGAUCAUGACAGGCUUCGGGGAGCUCAGCUACUUCAUGUACAGCGACAGCGAUGCAGAUUCCAGCGGCUCAGCUCCCAGUCACAACGUGGAGACUUCCGAGCCGCAGAGCGGAGGCGGGGCCGCCUCGGGCAAUGAGAAUGCAGAUGUUAGCUCAGGGGAGGUGUACGAGGGUGGGCACGAGGCUAGCUCAACAUCUGGUGCCAGGCGGGAAGGCCGGAAUAUGAGGGGAUCGGUCACUUUUGAAGAAAGUGGUUCUCUACCAUUCCUUAGCCUUGCACAAUUUUUCCUACUCAACGAAGACGACGAUGACCAACCAAGAGGACUCACCAAAGAACAAAUUGACAACCUAGCCAUGAGGAAUUUUGGUGAGAGCGACGCUCUGAAAACCUGCAGCGUGUGCAUCACAGAGUACACGGAGGGCAACAAGCUGCGCAAGCUGCCGUGCUCGCACGAGUACCACGUGCACUGCAUCGACCGCUGGCUGUCGGAGAACUCCACCUGCCCCAUCUGCCGCAGGGCCGUCCUUGCCUCUGGCAACAGGGAGAGCGUGGUCUAAAGCAGAGCUGGGCCAGUGGCCAGGCAGCUGGUGUGAUAGUGAUGGGCAAAGAAGUCACUUCCUUUAUGGCCACUUUUUGAGUGGUACCUCAGUGUAUAGUAAUGACUCGGAGUGAAUCUUCCCUCAUGAAAGCAUUUUCUCUGGAUUCAAGCUUUGGGAAUUGGAAAAUUUCUUUAAUUAGGUUUUUCGAGUUCUAGUCGGUUUGGGUGUUCAAUUUCACUUGUCCAAAGACAACUCCCCAUUUCAAAAUAUUUUUUUUCUUUGUGAAGAUAUUAAGUUCUUUCUCCUUCCCAGCCCUUGCCAUCCCAGUCCAAUAAACAAUUUGUCCUCAAGAUUGUGCUUCUGAGGAGUUAUUUGAGAAGUUAUCCCAGCUCAGUGUCCAUGAGUCAUAGAGGAAUUUUUGCAAGAAAUCCAACUCUCUGAAAAAAUAAUAUUAAUUUAAUUGCACAUUUGAACAUACUUUUAAUUUUCCUCAUGGGUUAAUAUUGGACAUGUCUGUGUAAAUAACACUAAUGUUAGCCCUUUCCCCAUCACUAUGGCACGCUGUAGGAUGAGCUGUUAGCGUAAUUGGGAUAUUUAUCUUGUUGUGGAAAUAUAAGAAUUGCCUAUGCUUGUUUAAAUAAAGGAAAAAAAAAAUCUGUUUUAAAAUUGUAAAGCUUUUUUGUAGAAGCUCAGUACUUUUCCAAUGCACUGUUGUACUAACGCAUUAAGAAUUAAAAUUGUACCAUGCUUAGAAAUCAAGAACGCUUUUCAUACAAACCCAACUACACAGAGAGCAAACUGAACACGAGAGAGCUGCUUUUGUGACUGUGUACCUGUCAGGAGCAGUGCAUAUCUGUACUAUUCAUGUGAACAGCUACUGUAACAUAAAAACAGUUGGAUUAGACAUUUAAUUGCAUUUUAAAAAUCGGAAAUUAAAUGUUAUAGUUGCAGUGUUUCGGCUCAGUAAUGCCACCAAAAAAAAAAGAUGAUAAAAAUUAGAAACCA
Molecule: messenger RNA, 4693 nt
Organism: Passer montanus (Eurasian tree sparrow)
Lineage: Eukaryota; Metazoa; Chordata; Aves; Passeriformes; Passeridae
Gene: RLIM
Product: ring finger protein, LIM domain interacting
Exons: 5
Coding region: 1871-3706 (611 amino acids)
Biological process (GO): ubiquitin-dependent protein catabolic process; random inactivation of X chromosome; protein ubiquitination
Cellular component (GO): cytoplasm; nucleoplasm
Molecular function (GO): ubiquitin protein ligase activity
Source: RefSeq, a predicted model, not a curated record